AUGUCGUCGCCCGCGAAAACAUUUCGUUCGCCGACAUUAUCAAAUACACCAACAUCGUCAGCAACGUCAGCUGCUGAUGUUCAAGAUGAUUUUCAAGCUUUUCAAAAACGUCCAGUGAUACGUGAUUUUCGCUUAACUGCAGAAUUAUUUGCAUCCAAUGGUGACAUUAUAUUGAUAUGUGGAAGAGGAAAUCAAGAGAAACAAGGAAUGUUGUUAGUAUCAUAUGAGAUUGCGUCGACAACCGCAUCAGUAACACCAUCCGUACGUCUGCUCAAAGUAAUCCGGUUAACGAAGAGAGUCAUCACCCAACUAGAAACCGUUCCAAUAUUGAAAAUCGCUCUGUUAUUAGGUGAUGGAGUCGUCAGUGUACUUGAUAUAGAUUCACUUGGAGAAAUUGCAGCGGUAUCAACAAAUAAUAUCACACUGUUUUCAACUUGGUAUGAUGUUGAGUCUCAUUCAUCGUCGGACGGUGCAACAUCUACCCCUUCUGAACUUCGCAUAUGUGUUGCAACAAAACGCCGUUCAGUUGUUUUUCACCGCUGGAUUCGUUCGCAACGACGUGUGGAAGAAAAUAAAGAUGCACGUGGUAGUUUCGAACUUCUUGACUAUCCACGUGCGCUGGCACUGUCACGUGACAGAAUUUGUACUGCUUACAGGCGAUCCUAUGUAAUCAUGAGUUUAACAACGGGAACGAUCGUUAAUGAAGUGCCUUUCACAAUGUCACAGGAUCCUAUUAUAAAUUGUCUUCAAGAUCGAACACAAUGGUGCAUACAAGUCGACUCCAAUACUGUAUUUUUAAAUUCGGAUUUUGAACCCUUAUAUAACACUGGUGUCACAUGGAAAGAAGUUCCGUCUGCUGUUGUUCAAGCAAAACCGUAUGUUCUCGCAUUAACGAGUCAGUCGAUCGAUGUUUGUACAUUCAAUGGUACAGAAUCCGUACCUGUCCAACAGAUCUCGCAUAAAAACACUACCACCGCAGGAAAAUGUCGUCUGUGGAUGGAUGCCCGCACCGAACGAAUUUAUGCGGCAACGCCAACCGACGUUGUGCUUCUUGAACCCAUUCCUGUUCGUAUUCAAUUACAGAACUAUACAGGCAUGUAUAGAUAUGAUUUAGCAUUAAUUCUUAUCCGAGCUGUACUUGGAAUAUCUGUUUCUUCAUCAAUGGAUGAUCAAUCAAGAACAAUUGAUGGCCAUGCGAAAGGAAAUUUGGAAACUUCCGAUAUGCCUAAAGUAACAACAUUCAAUAGUAGUAUAAAUGAACAGGUGGCAAAUAAGUCAUCAGCAGACAGUUCUACAUAUGGUCAAAGCUCUGCAAAUCAAUCCUCACGUCCAAAUCAAUCUUUAACUGAAACCGAUCUUUGGUGUGAGUAUUACCGUGUUGGAACAAUGUAUGCAUUUCAGUUAUUCAACAAACAACAAUUCGAUCGAUCAUUUGCUGAGUUCAAAGAAUUCUUGACGGAUCCAGCUGAGAUCAUUUCUUUGUUUGUAACAUUAUCAGCACACACAUGGUUGACGAAUUCAUACAAUGAAUUGAAUACAUUUGUCAAACAACAUCAACAUUUCUCCGAACCGGUGGAUUUUGUCGGACAAAGACUUGCAAGUGCAGUGCAAGAAUUACAAAACUAUCUAACAGAAUCACGGCGAAUGUUUCAAACGAUAUUCCGACGUUCACCAGAUGCUUGGCUCGAGGUGCAAUCACUGGUGAAAAAUCGUCUUAUAUUAAAACCAGUUCGUGAUCUGUUGAUCAUUGUCGAAACGGCUUUGCUGAAAGUUUAUCUAACGACAAACAACAAUACAUUAGCAAACGCACUCUUGCGUAAUCAAGAGAAUUGCUGUUUACCAUCUGAAGUUGAAAAAGAACUGAAAAAACAUCAUCGUCGAAAUGAAUUGGUUUCAUUUUAUGAAAAACAAAACCGACACAACGAAGCUUUAGAAUUGAUUACGAAUACUGAAUCGUUAGCUUCCAAUGAAAAUAUCUUGAAUUAUUUAUCUAAACUUGAUAAUCAGCAACUGCCAUUGAUUUUUAAGUACAUUGAACCCAUGAUCAAAUCUGCUGUGGCAAAUCCCAAUGAUCAAACACUUUUUCAUGAUAUUCUACAACUGUUUGUCGGUGAAUCUGUUUCGACAUCUUCUUCAACGAUAGAUCCAUCUCAAUUGGCAGCAAUCAAAUUCGAUCCAAUUCAAGUUUACGACUUUCUCAAGGAUAUCGACGAAGAUUUCGCUAUUCGAUAUUUAGAACGCAUUUGUCUGAAACCCGAACUCGGUGAAAAUCGACAAACUAUUCACAAUCGACUUGUCUAUGCUUAUUGCAAUCGAAUCAAACAAAUAACUGAAAAAUUACAACCUCUCAUCAAAGCAAAUCGACAAGAAACAUACACAGAUAAUGAUGUCUACGCCACCCAAGUCGCAUCUGAUGAUUUGGAAAAAUAUUCAACAGCAUCUCCGAUCAAAAAGAAACAAAUGGAAUACGAAAACAAACUGAAAGAAUUUCUCUCGAAUCAAAACUGUCAAUGCGACUUCGUUACAUUACAAGCAUAUUUUCUCAAUGAACAAAAAACGUCGUCCAAUGAUCGCCUGUUCAGUUUACACUACGCAAUUGUUCUCGGCAAGUUGAAUCAACACGAAUUGGCCUUGGAAACUUUCGUGAAAAAUGGAUUUUAUACUGAUGCCGAAGCUUACUGUGAAACGAUGUACGCUAAUUACGACAAAGAACUCGCCCGCCAUCUUUAUCGUCAAUUGAUUGAACAUUAUUUAAAGAAAAGUAAUGAUGGCAGUCUAAAUGAUACCAGUUUGAAAACAAUCUUACGUAUUGUCAACAACGCUUCAGAACGUCUCGAUCCGGUGCAGACGUUGGAAAUUUUACCGGGACAAUUAAAAUUAAACAGUAUGAAAGAUUUCAUCGAGCAUUCAUUACAAACAUGUUCGAAGAAUAAACGAAGUUCCCAAUUAGAACGACAUUUAUUAUUUUCAAGAUUGCUCCGUACGCAAUCGAAACGCAUUACAAGUGAGAAUCAUUCAUUCGUUAUCGAUAGUGAUUCGGAAUGUGCGCGAACAGAAUGUACUCAACCACUGACGGCUAUGCAAGCGAUUGUGAGAUUUCCAAAUGAUAAAAUCGUUCAUUAUCAUUGUCAAGCUAAGUAUGAAAAAGAACUAGAAAUGGAUUUCGAUGAAUUCAUUGAAUCAUUAGAAAGUCUGCCAAUUGACUUAAGUCGAAAUCUUCGUUUAUUAAGAGAACUUGAUGAUAAGAGUAUUUCAUUAAAGUCGGAAUGUUCAACAAUCGCAACAAAAUAUCAACAAACCAAAUCUCAAGAUGACAGAUACAAUCUUAUUCAAACAUUAAAUGAAUUACAAUCGCGACGUUUGUUACAUGCCGAUGAGAAGAUCACCCUCGCAAACCAAGCAUAUGAAAUGGUUGAAAAGCAUAUUCGUCGUUUGGAUGAUGUCUUAGAAGAAUUAGCAAAUCAACCUGUCGUCGUUCCAGCAAAUAAUCGAAAGAAAAAACGAACGAAUUCGACAACGGACGACAUGAAUUCAAACAAAAAACGACGGAAAACAGAUAAGCCAUUGAAUCAAGUACAAAAUAAAACUUCAAUCAAAAAGAAAGAGCAACAUCAAGAAAUGAGCAAAGUUGAACCUGUCGGUUUGGAUUUAUUUCCUAUCGAUCCAUACGAACCACGAUAUUGUAUAUGCAAUCAAGUAUCGUUCGGGCGUAUGAUUGCAUGUGAUAAUCCUCAAUGUCAAAUCGAAUGGUUUCAUUUCGCAUGUGUGAAACUUGAGGAGGAACCAAAAGGUAAAUGGUUUUGCGAGAAAUGUCGACCAAAGACAAUUUAA
Messenger RNA from Adineta ricciae, 3831 nucleotides. Lineage: Eukaryota; Metazoa; Rotifera; Eurotatoria; Adinetida; Adinetidae. The record is from the annotation of a GenBank genome assembly.